CUUGCAUAACAAGCGACCCUUAUGGGCUUAUGGGGUUGAUGCUCUUCUAUAAAUUCCCAUGAACCCACUCUCUUUAAGACAUUCUUUCUCUCCUUCACUCUCCCUUACAUUUUUAUACUUCAUCCAUUUUUUCAUUCAUCAUUUUUCUGUUAAAAAAAAGUGUGAUAAUUACCGGAAAAACAAGAAAUGGCAGGUCGUUUAACGAGGGUUCCAAGCCUAAAGGAGCGUUUGGAUGAAACUCUUACUGCUCAACGCAAUGAAAUUCUCUCCUACUUGUCCAGGAUUGCGAGUCAUGGGAAAGGGAUAUUGCAACCCCAUGAACUGUUGUCUGAAUUUGAAGCUGUUUCUGACAAAGACAAACAUAAGCUUGCUGAUGGCCCUUUUGGUGAAGUUUUUAGGCACACCCAGGAAGCAAUUGUGUUGCCUCCAUGGAUCACCCUUGCUGUUCGCCCGAGGCCUGGUGUGUGGGAGUACAUUCGUGUCAAUGUCGAUGAGCUUGCUGUCGAGGAAUUGACCCCCUCCCAGUUCCUCCAUGUGAAGGAGGAAUUAGUUGAUGGAAGUGUGAAUGGAAAUUUUGUGCUGGAGCUCGAUUUUGAGCCAUUCAAUGCCUCAUUCCCCCGCCCUACCCUCUCCAAAUCGAUUGGAAAUGGUGUGGAGUUCCUUAACAGGCACCUUUCUGCUAAGAUGUUCCAUGACAAGGAGAGUAUGCGCCCGUUGCUUGACUUCCUUAGGAUGCAUCACUACAAGGGCAAGACCAUGAUGCUCAAUGACAGAAUCCAGAACCUUGAUUCACUCCAAAGCGUUUUAAGAAAAGCAGAGGAGUUCCUGGCUACACUUCCUGCUGACACACCCUACUCUGAGUUUGAUCAUAAGUUUCAGGAGAUCGGCUUGGAGAGAGGUUGGGGUGACACUGCUGAGAGAGUAUCAGACAUGAUUCAGCUACUCCUUGACCUUCUUGAGGCUCCUGAUUCUUGCACUCUCGAGAAAUUCCUUGGCAGGAUCCCUAUGGUAUUCAAUGUUGUGAUCCUUUCACCUCAUGGUUACUUCGCUCAAGCCAAUGUUCUUGGCUACCCUGACACUGGUGGCCAGGUUGUGUAUAUCCUUGAUCAAGUCCGUGCUUUGGAGAAUGAAAUGCUUCAACGCAUUAAGCAACAAGGCCUUGAUAUUGUCCCUCGGAUCCUUAUUGUAUCUCGUCUGCUCCCUGAUGCAGUGGGGACAACCUGUGGUCAGCGUCUUGAGAAGGUGUUCGGAACUGAACACUCACACAUUCUUCGUGUACCCUUCAGAACCGAGAAGGGAAUUGUCAGAAGAUGGAUUUCCCGAUUUGAAGUCUGGCCAUACCUAGAGACUUACACUGAGGAUGUUGCAAAUGAAAUUGCUGGAGAACUACAGGCCAAGCCUGAUCUGAUUGUCGGAAACUACAGUGAUGGAAAUAUUGUUGCUUCAUUGUUAGCCCACAAACUCGGAGUUACACAAUGUACGAUUGCUCAUGCUCUUGAGAAGACCAAGUACCCGAACUCUGACAUCUAUUGGAAGUCAUUUGAGGAGAAGUACCACUUCUCUUGCCAAUUCACUGCUGAUCUAAUUGCCAUGAACCACACUGACUUUAUCAUUACCAGUACAUUCCAAGAGAUUGCUGGAAACAAGGAUACUGUUGGACAAUAUGAGUCUCACAUGGCCUUCACUCUCCCUGGACUUUACCGAGUUGUUCAUGGAAUUGACGUCUUUGACCCCAAAUUCAACAUUGUCUCCCCUGGAGCUGAUCUGUCUAUUUACUUCCCUUACACCGAAGAGAAGAAAAGACUCACAGCCCUCCAUUCAGAAAUCGAAGAGCUUCUCUACAGUGAAGUUCAGAACGAAGAACACAUAUGUGUUCUUAAGGACCGGAGCAAGCCAAUCAUAUUCUCGAUGGCUAGGCUAGACCGAGUAAAGAACAUGACUGGCCUUGUCGAGUGGUAUGGUAAGAACCAGAAGCUCAGAGAGCUUGUGAACCUUGUGGUGGUUGCUGGUGACAGGAGGAAGGAAUCCAAGGACAUAGAAGAGAAGGAAGAAAUGAAGAAAAUGUACGGUCUUAUCGAGCAGUACAAGUUGGACGGCCAAUUCAGGUGGAUCUCUGCCCAAAUGAACAGGGUGAGAAAUGGUGAGCUCUACAGGUACAUUGCUGACACCAAGGGAGCAUUUGUUCAGCCUGCAUACUACGAGGCUUUCGGUCUCACAGUCGUUGAAGCCAUGACCUGUGGGCUACCUACAUUCGCUACUUGCCAUGGUGGACCUGCUGAGAUCAUUGUCAAUGGAAAAUCUGGCUACCACAUUGAUCCAUACCACGGGGACAAAGCUGCUGAGCUCCUUGUCGAAUUCUUCGAGAAGUCUGCAGCUGAUCCUUCUCACUGGGAGAAGAUUUCUAAGGGUGGACUGAAACGAAUUGAAGAGAAAUACACAUGGAAGAUCUAUUCAGACAGGCUGCUAACUCUUGCAGGUGUGUACGGUUUCUGGAAGUAUGUCUCAAACCUUGACCGUCGUGAGGCUCGUCGUUACCUUGAAAUGUUCUACGCCCUCAAGUACAAAAAGCUCGCCGAGUCAGUACCUUUGUUGGUAGAGGAUUCGAAUUCCAACUCAAACUGAAGAUGAAUAUGCAAUUAUGCAUGGAAGAGUGAUUGAGUUUCUCUGCGUGCUUGUCAAAAAUAACUCAAAUUCUUUUGAGAUUGUAAUCAAAAUGAAGUCAAAGUCCUUAUGACUUUGUUUCUCUAGUUUUUUAUUACUUUUUUUUUAUUAUUAUUUUUACUAUGCAAUUAAAAUUGCUGUUUGCGGCAUUAUUGUCUUUUAUUGUGGAGGGAACCUUUGUGUUCCAAUUUAAUGAAAAAUUGUUCUAUUUCAUCUACGUA
This is a messenger RNA of Chenopodium quinoa (quinoa), 2882 nucleotides long. Its product is annotated as sucrose synthase-like. Gene Ontology annotation, molecular function: sucrose synthase activity. The record is from RefSeq and is a predicted model, not a curated record. The transcript is spliced from 12 exons. NCBI's taxonomy places the organism in Eukaryota, Viridiplantae, Streptophyta, Magnoliopsida, Caryophyllales, Amaranthaceae. The coding region runs from base 187 to 2622 and encodes 811 amino acids. Gene Ontology annotation, biological process: sucrose metabolic process.